Messenger RNA from Dioscorea cayenensis subsp. rotundata (Guinea yam), 3513 nucleotides. RefSeq names its product putative disease resistance protein RGA3. The record is from RefSeq and is a predicted model, not a curated record. Gene Ontology annotation, molecular function: ADP binding. Bases 1 to 3513 code for a protein of 1170 amino acids. Lineage: Eukaryota; Viridiplantae; Streptophyta; Magnoliopsida; Dioscoreales; Dioscoreaceae. The transcript has a single exon. Gene Ontology annotation, biological process: defense response to other organism.
AUGAAGGGAGACGAAAUAGCAGUGUCAUUUGGCAGUGGAAGCCUAUCAGCCUUUUUGCAAGUGCUGUUGCAACUGAUGUUGACGCCCACCAUGCGCUAUUUGGUGUACAUGAACGACGCGCAUGGAACUUGGAGAAAGGCCAGAAAAUUGCUCCACAAAAUGCACACUGUCUUGGACAUUGCAGAGAUGCAGCCUGUUCCCGACCCACUCAUGCUCAUUUGGCUACGUGAACUCAAGAUGGUCGUUUAUGAGACUGAGGAUGCACUUGAACAGUUCACCAUGGAAGGCGACAUGGCUGCUGUGGCACAAACUGGAAAAUGGAUCUUUGAGCUUAUCAUCACGAAAGCCCAGAAAGGCAUUGCUGAUUUGGGAGCAGCCGCCAAGUUCGACAAGAUCGCCGAGAAGUUGCAAGAAGUUUCCAAUGAGCCGUGGGACUUGCUAAAGUCCCAUCAUGCACCGGGCAACAGAUCCAUUGGCCUUUGCUUAAAUCAAUUGCGUGCUACUAGUUCUUUGUUGGCAGAAAGAAAUGUCAUCGGCCGAGAAAAGGAGACGAACGAGAUCAUUGAAUUGUUAGUGCCAUCCUCUCGGCCUUUACAGGGAUCAUUAGCUGUUAAUGGUGGGGAUGGUCAGAUAAAGGAGGUCCCUGUGCUUCCCAUUGUUGCCAUGGGUGGGCUUGGAAAGACGACGCUGGCUCAGCUCAUCUAUAACCAUACCAAAGUUCAGAGUCAUUUCAAGCUAGAGAUCUGGGUAUGUGUCUCUGACAAUUUCAACAUCAAGAGGAUCACUGAAGAAAUCCUAGAGUCUGCCUUCCCCAACAAUCACAAGUACUCGGAAAUCCUGAACUGGAAUAAACUCCAGAUGCUUCUGAAAAGCAACUUGGGAUCCGAGCGCUUCUUUCUGGUCUUGGACGACGUUUGGUGUGAAGAUCGCUUGGAGUGGGACAUUUUGAUGGCUCCACUGAGAUUGGGGAAAGAAGGUAGUAGAAUCCUUAUCACCACUCGGAGCAAGAAGGUUGCUCAGCUUGUGGGCACCAUGAAUCCCAUCUUCCUGGAACCCCUGAGAAAGGAACAUUCAAGGAAGCUCUUUGAGGAAGUUGCUAAUUUGGGCUCCACUAGUGAUGUCAAGCCAAGGGUGCGAGAGAUUUGCUGGAACAUUGCGGACAAACUCAAUGGCGUGCCACUUGCAUUGAAGACAGUCGGAAGCCUAGUUCACUCAAAUUCAGAUGAAAAUGUUUGGGUGAAUGUCUCAAACAGUGAGAUAUGGAGGUUGCCGCAGCCUGAAUAUGGCAUUAUGCCAGCUCUCAAAGCAAGCUACAAUCAGUUGCCGGGGCAUCUCAAGUUGUGCUUCGCCUUCUGCUCCGUCUUCCCCAAAGGCUUCCAGAUCAACAAGCGCAACUUAGUACAGCUGUGGAUUGCCCAACAAUAUGUUCAACCACAAGGGAAGAAGGCACUUGAAGAAAUUGGAGCUGACUACUGUGAAGAUCUAUGUGAUCGGUUUUUUUUUAUGAAAGCAAACUCUGUAACAACUUCUUCUACUGACAUGAUUUUCAUGCAGGAUCUUAUGCAUGACCUGGCGAAGUAUGUUUCUCAUGAGCACAUUAUGAUUACAGAUGACAAGGUGAAAAUCCUUGACCCUGAGAAGCUGAUCCAUUGCUCAUUGUAUGUAAGUGAGAUACUGGAGUCAUCUCCGUUACUCUGCUGCACACGCUUGCGUACUCUUAGAUACACAAUGGUAGGCUCUGAUCUCCAGCGGCUUGAUUUGCUUCUCAAGCUCUCAUCACUGCGAGUGCUGGAUUUGAGCGCCAGUGGCAUCACAGAGUUGCCAGAGUGCAUAAAUAAACUGAUACACCUCAAGUACUUGGAUCUCUCAAGAACUCUAAUUAAAGCAUUGCCUUCACAAGUUGGAGAUCUCUACUAUCUUCAGACUAUGAGGUUAAUUGCUUGCCCCAUUACAGAAUUGCCAUUUACGGUGAACAAGUUGAUUAACUUGAGAACCUUAGAUGGAAAAUCUGAGUUACUUUCAACAAUGAGUCGAAUCAGAAACAUGAUUUCGUUACUAGAGUUACCAGAGUUUAAAGUCCAACAUCAAGAUGGUCAUAAGUUGGAAGAGUUGAAAAGGAUGAAUGAGCUCAGAGGGGAGCUUCACAUCUCCGGACUGGAAAAUGCACAGGAUGGUAUUGAGGCAAGGGAAGCAAUGUUAAGUAGUAAGCAGUACUUGAACACACUGGAGUUGGAGUGGGAUGCUGUUGUUGCUGCUGCAAGGAAUGGUGCACUGCAACAAGAAGUACUCCAACAACUUGAGCCACAUUCAAACCUGAAGGUAUUGAAAAUCAUAGGUAACAAUGGCAUGGAGUUUCCUUCUUGGUUGGCUGGCCAACAUCUAUGCAAUUUGGAGGAGAUUAUCUUGGUUGGAUGCCGAAAUUGGAACUCUCUCCCUCCUUUUGGAGGACUAAGUUACCUAAGGGUUUUAGAGAUCAGAGACAUGCAAGGAGUUAAGAAGUUGCAUGAUGAGUUUUGGGGAGACAAAGACUUUCCAUAUCUAGAGAAGCUUCAAAUAUCCAAUUUGAGUAACUGGGAUGAAUGCCAAUUAUCACAAGGUACUUUGCAACUUUUCCCUUCUCUAAAACUGCUUGAGAUCACUGACUGUCCAAAACUGAAGGCAUGGCCGGUUCUCCCUCUUACGCUCAGUGAAGUAACCUUGUCAAGUGUAGGGCUAACUGCUCUUCCACCACAACCACUAUCAUCAUCAUCAUCAUCAUCAUCAAAGCUUUCACGUCUGUGCAUUUUAAACUGCCCCAAUCUUACAACCCUGGAGGAGCUAUCUCAACACCAACCAAGCUCCCUAAAGAUGUUGGAUAUUAUCGGAUGUGAAAAGCUUGAAUCUCUAACAUCACAAGGGUCUUCAGCUCUUCACUCACUAGAUACUUUGAAAGUGGACAACUGCCCUGGGCUCACCUCCCUCCCUACAACCACAAAUGGAGGUCCUUCUUCAUCAAAUGCUAUCUGCAAUCAGCCUCUCCUGUUCCAGAUUUACAACCUCAACUCUCUUACAUUUUUAUCUAUAUCAAACUGCAAUAACCUUGAAUUCCUUUCAGGAGAAGGAUUGAAGCAUCUUAAGGCUCUUCAAACGUUAAGCAUCAAUGGGUGCUCAACUUUGAAAACAGUGGGAACUCAGUCUCUCAGCUGCAUCAUCAACCUAGUGAUCAAGAACUGCAAUGAGCUCAAGCACUUGACUGAUAAUAACGACCCCUUCCAGAGAUUCAUCCCUGUCAGAAGUAUCACCAUCGAGAGGUGUCAAGAACUUGAGUCCUUGCCGUUGGGUAUGCAGUGCCUUGCAUCAUUGGAAGAAUUAUGGCUGGACCGGUGCAGAAAGAUGAACUCCUUGCCUGACCAACCUCCCUCACUGAAGAAAAUAGACAUCAAAGGUUGUCCUGAUCUAAUGAAAUAUCACAACGGAAGCACAGAUCUUCGGAGCAUCGUCAGUAAUGCAAAUGUUCUCGUAACAAUUGAGUAG